Molecule: messenger RNA, 1101 nt
Organism: Fusarium tjaetaba
Lineage: Eukaryota; Fungi; Ascomycota; Sordariomycetes; Hypocreales; Nectriaceae
Product: taurine catabolism dioxygenase
Exons: 5
Coding region: 1-1101 (366 amino acids)
Molecular function (GO): oxidoreductase activity
Source: RefSeq, a predicted model, not a curated record
AUGCCCAACACUAUGGAAUUGUGUUACGGAACCAGAUCAUUCCCUCAAUCAAUCGAUCUCCCCGGUGCCUGGCACGGUACUCAGUUCUCUGACGAGUCAGACUACGUAUACCAUCUCAGCUCCCAGGAAGUCGAAGAGAUCGAAAGUGCGCUUUCGCACUUCAAAGCCCUCGGCCUGGACGGAGACUUGAUCUGCCGACAGAACUUCCCACUUCCGACAGUCGGCAAGACCCUCGAUCGCAUACGACUAGAUAUCCAUGAGGGGAAGGGUUUCGGUCUGGUCCGAGGUUUAAACCCUUUAGACUACUCCGCUGAGGAUUUGACGAUGGUAUACCUGGGAAUUCAGUCGUACAUCGCCAACCUUCGAGGUCGACAAGAUAAGACGGGCAACAUGUUGGGUAAGUUCGGUUUGACUGAAGUUCACAUCCUGGCCGACAACUCUUCUAAUGUUUCUAGUCAGCAUCAUCGCCACUCGACAUCAGAAAUCAUGUUUCACAACGAGGAGUCCGGAGACAUUGUCAGCUGGCUGACAAGGAGCACUGCAGCAUCCGGCGGGAGAUGUAUCAUCGCUUCAGGUUAUGCGGUAUACAACAUCCUUAAUCGAUACCACCCAGAAUCUAUACGCCAGCUUUCCCAGCCGAAAUGGGUAUUUGCAAACCAGGAAGGUUACCCGAGACCGAUUUUCUAUUACCACCGCAACAGAAUCAUGCUUAACUUCGGCCGAGUCCCUCUAAUCGGCAACGCGAUCCAUCCGCGCCCAGCUCAUCUACCGCGAAUCUCCAUGAAACAGCUCAAAGCGCUGGAAGACAUUGAACGCGCAGCUAGAAAGGUUCAGUUGGAGAUUGAAACGAGACCCGGUGAUAUUCACUUCAUUAACAAUCUCUUCAUUCUUCAUAAACGUGAUAGCUUCAGGGAUGGUGAUGAAGUUGCCGAGAAGAGACAUUUGGUCAGGAUGAGGCUUCGAGAUGAUGAGUUGGGAUGGGAUUUACCCGAGAGUCUGAGAAAGGAGUGGGCAGAUGCGUUUGGGGCAGGGUCGGAUAGGCUUUGGCAUGUUGACCCUAUGCCGGAAGGUUUCUUUCCUUUGAGAUCGUAUCCGAAUUAG